UUGGUUAUUUGUAAAAAUAUUAUAAAUGAAACAAGUUUCUUUCAAAAUGAUCUAUAAAAUUCUUAUUGAAUAAAUGAGUUUUGGUAUCUUAUACAAAAUUCGUAGCAGUUUGGUAGUUUAUACAUUGAAAAGGUACGAGUUUUUUACGAUCGGCAUUCUGUGGUUCUGCAUUCCUCUUUUACAUCUUUUGUGGUACAUGUAUGAUUUUUGUGCAGAUUUAAAAGCUCUAGACCGCUCCCAGAUCCCUUUAAAAUGCAGGUAUUUACACAAAAACGUAACCCGAUAACCGGGAGCACGGAAUGGGACGUCCAACAUGAGGACUAUGACUAUCACCAGGAGAUCGCACGCUCUGCCUUCGCAGACAUGCUUCACGAUACUGAGAGGAACCAGAAAUAUUACAGGGCUCUUAAAAUUGCUAUUGAUAAGAUGCAUGCGGAGGGGAAGAAAGCUAAUGUUUUGGAUAUUGGUACUGGCACUGGACUGUUAUCCAUCAUGGCUGCACAGUGUGGUGCCGAUUCUAUUGUCGCCUGUGAAGCCUUCAAGCCCAUGGCUGAAUGCUGCCUCAAGAUCUUAGAGAAAAACGGUGUUGCUGACAAAAUUACUGUCAUACCUAAACGGUCCACGGAGCUGACUGUGGGCGAAGAUGGGGACAUGAAAGAGAGAGCUAAUAUUCUGGUUACUGAGGUGUUUGAUACUGAAUUGAUUGGGGAAGGUGCCCUUUCAACAUUUUCGCAUGCACACAAGCAUCUGCUAGAAAAGGACAGCAUAGUUGUUCCAGACUCUGCCGUCAUAUAUGUGCAGUUGGUGGAAUGCCCGACGCUGCAGAAGUGGAAUAAGCUCAAUGACCUGGCUGAUGAGGACUGUGAGAUUGUGCUGAGGGCUCCGCAAAAGAUGAAAUCCUGCGCCGGAUCAGCAGCCGUCCACGACUUGCAGCUCUCCCAGCUGCCUCGAAGCACCUUCAAAGAGCUGUCUGAACCCCUGCCGAUAUUCUACUACGACUGGUCCGGACGCACACCUAUAGACAUGAAGCGGACCGUCAAACAGGACCUCUCGGUGUUGGACACUGGCGAGGCGCAGAUGGUGUUCAUGUGGUGGGACCUUAAUAUGGAUACUGAAGGAAAAAUCUGCCUCAGCUGCGCUCCCUGGUGGGCCCAUCCCGACGCCAACUUGACAAUAGAGCGACCCCAAGACUCCAUCCCCUGGCGAGACCACUGGAUGCAAGCCGUCUACUACCUCCCACAACCACUCCCCGUCAGCAAAUCCUCAGAGGUCACCCUCAUAUCCUGCCAGGACGAAUACUCCCUCUGGUUCUACCUUGAAGACCAGAACACCAAGUACAAGAAUCACAAAAGACCUAUCUGCGAAUGCGGAGUACAUAUGGCCUUAUCCAGAACACAUGUCUCAUACCUGAACGAUGGAAAACGCAGCAAGAAAUUCCUAGCGCAGAUAAAAGAGGAGUUGAAUAACCAUUCAGUUGUUCUAGACCUAAAUGGAAGCAGUUUCUUAGGAUUAGCUGCUGCUAAAAUGGGAGCCAAAAUGGUUUACAUAGUCGAAGAUAUGAGUAUAAACUUAGGGAUUUUAACGGACUAUGCUUCAGAAAACGGUAUAAGCAAUGUGAAGUUUAUUCCAGAAGUUAAUGAAGAAGUUUUAAAAGAUUUAACUUUAGUUGUUGCUGAUCCAAGUUUCAGCAGUGCGAUACUUCCUUGGGAGAAUUUGAAGUCCGCUUUCAUUCUCUACAAGUACCGGGAUAGUGUUAAGGCCCAUGUGGAGAUGGUGCCGGAGGCCUGUGAGUUCUGGGCGAUGCCUGUAGAGUUUCAGGAUUUGCAGAAGAUCAGGAUACCCUUGGGGAGGUGCGAGGGGAUUGAUAUGGGCAUUUUUGAUGAACUUGUUGAGAGGUCCCGCAUUAUAAGCGACGCGGAAUUGGAAGCGCAGCCGUUAUGGGAGUACCCGUGUCACUGCCGCGGCGCCCCUCGCAAAUUGAUAGAAAUCGACCUACGCUGCCUUAAGCAAACUUACGCUGCCAACGACUCAUUCACUUUUGAAUCGGACGCCAGGGUGAACGGCUUCGCCUUAUGGGCGGUAUGGAAAGUGGGCGGCAAGGGCAUCAGCUGUGGACCCGUGGAUUACCCCAGCGUUGGACAGCGCGUGGAGUGGGACACGCAUAGCAGACAAGCUGUUAAAAUACUGCAACGAGCACACUCGGUGGGACGCGGAGACUCGUGGAGCUACCAGCUGGUCUGCGACCUGGACAAAGGGCAGUUCAACGUCAAACUAGACCUGCACAAAGCUGAAUAACUUGAAUUUGUUGCAUUCCUACAAUAUAAAUUUAUUAAAUGUAUGUUAAUUAUACGACGUGUUUUUAGGGUUCCGUACCAAAAAGGUACAAAGGGAACCUGGCAAUGGCGCCGCUCUGUCCGUCUGUCUGUAACAUUUCUAAAUA
Messenger RNA from Leguminivora glycinivorella, 2440 nucleotides. It is a transcript of the gene Art7, whose product is annotated as protein arginine N-methyltransferase 7. Gene Ontology annotation, molecular function: protein-arginine N-methyltransferase activity. Lineage: Eukaryota; Metazoa; Arthropoda; Insecta; Lepidoptera; Tortricidae. The record is from RefSeq and is a predicted model, not a curated record. The transcript has 8 exons. Gene Ontology annotation, biological process: peptidyl-arginine methylation. Bases 253 to 2295 code for a protein of 680 amino acids.